AUGCAGUCAAAAAUUUCAAUAGAAUUGAAAAGAUAUAUUUACAAAAUUCUUCUACCUCUUGUUAUCCCUCCGGAGAGCUUCCACGAAAUUACCCCGGUGGCAGAAGUGACGGUGGCAACAGAUGUGGAAGCCACCGCUGGUCACCGUAGCGGUGGUGACGGUGGCGAUGGAAAGAAGAAGUGUGUGUGUUCACCGUCGAAGCAUCCAAGAUUUUAUAAUAAACAAUAAUUAAUUUAAUAAAUUUCAAAAGUAUCGAAAAUCUAGCAACAACAUUCUUAUCUAAUAAAAUUGGAGCAUAUCCA
Molecule: messenger RNA, 302 nt
Organism: Arabidopsis lyrata subsp. lyrata
Lineage: Eukaryota; Viridiplantae; Streptophyta; Magnoliopsida; Brassicales; Brassicaceae
Exons: 2
Coding region: 1-228 (75 amino acids)
Source: RefSeq, a predicted model, not a curated record